Molecule: messenger RNA, 2290 nt
Organism: Dicentrarchus labrax (European seabass)
Lineage: Eukaryota; Metazoa; Chordata; Actinopteri; Moronidae
Gene: mmaa
Product: metabolism of cobalamin associated A
Exons: 7
Coding region: 259-1476 (405 amino acids)
Cellular component (GO): cytoplasm
Molecular function (GO): GTP binding; GTPase activity
Source: RefSeq, a predicted model, not a curated record
CAUUUCAUAACAUUUAACUCGUAGUAAAGUGUUCACUAGCUAUGUUUCUGACAACUAUAUUUACACUCACAGGACGGCCAAACGUCGUGUUUACAUUACGUUAACCUAACAGUUACCUAACAGUUACCUAACGUUUACCUAACAGUUACCUAACUUUAACCUAACGUUUACCUGACGGUUAUCUAACGUUUACCUAACGUUUACCUAACGGUCAAACUGAAGACAACCGUUAAAACAAGGCCCCACAUUCACCCUAAAAUGCGACGGUUUGGGUUCCCCCUCCUCCGCCACAUCUCCCCCUUCACUGUCCCCUCAGUCACCCGGACAUGCUGCCUCCACCAAGGGGUCUACACUGGUCCCCACACCUGCCACCAGAGCACCAUGCUGGGUCGCAUCCGCCAGCACAGGAGGGGUGUGAACACAGCCCUUGGGCAGCACAUGCAGGACCUGAGUGGGCCCGAGGAGAGACUGUUGAAUAAACUGUAUGAAGGGCUGAUCGGAGGACAGCGGGCGUCUCUGGCGGAGUCCAUCACUUUGGUGGAGACCCAGCAUCCUCGGAAAAAAGAGCUGGCCCAGGUGCUGCUGCAGAGGGUGCUGGCCUACAGGAGGGAGCAGGAGAGUCGUAAUGGAGGGAAGCCAGUGGCCUUCAGAGUAGGUCUGUCCGGUCCUCCAGGAGCAGGGAAGUCGUCCUUCAUCGAGGUGGUGGGGAAGAUGUUGACAGCGCGUGGACAUAAAGUUUCAGUGCUGGCUGUUGACCCGUCCUCCUGCACUACGGGAGGGUCUCUGUUGGGUGAUAAGACUCGUAUGACUGAACUCACCAGGGACAUGAAUGCUUUUAUCAGGCCAUCUCCGGCCUCAGGAACACUUGGUGGAGUCACCAGAACAACUAAUGAGGCCAUUGUUCUCUGUGAGGGUGCAGGAUACGACAUUGUCCUUGUAGAGACAGUAGGUGUGGGCCAGUCAGAGUUUGCAGUGGCUGACAUGGUUGACAUGUUUGUGCUGCUGAUUCCACCAGCAGGGGGCGAUGAACUUCAGGGUAUCAAGAGGGGCAUCAUUGAGAGGGCCGACUUGGUGGUGGUGACAAAGUCGGAUGGAGACCUGAUGGUGCCAGCCAGGAGGAUCCAGACUGAAUACACCAGUGCACUCAAGCUGCUCAGGAGACAGUCCAAGUCUUGGAACCCUAAGGUGGUACGCGCCUCCUCAUACACCAGUGAGGGCAUCCCAGAGGUCUGGGCCAAGAUGGAGUUGUACCGGGACUCCAUGUUGGCCAGUGGUGAAUUUCAGGGCCGGCGGAGGGCCCAGCAGAAGGUUUGGAUGUGGAGUUUGAUCCAGGAGAACGUCCUCCAUCAUUUCCAGAAUCACCCCAGUGUCAGAGAUACCCUACCCCACCUAGAGAAGAGGGUCACCAAAGGAGCCAUCUCCCCAGGCCUGGCUGCUGACCUGCUUCUCAAAGCCUUCUUGUCAUCAUCAUCAUAAUAAUCAGUGGGACUGCAAUUUUGGAGAAGGAUGGAUGAAUGCCUCAAGGCUGAUCAGGGCCACUCAGUGCCAAGAAAAGCCAGGACCGAGUGAAAAUAUGUGACCUUGAUUCUGUGGUUUGCACAAAAAGAAACAGCCUUACUGUUUUUAUACUCAUUUAAAACAUCUAAGAUAUGUCACCUCUCCACAGAAACACACACAGUGUCUGCAUGCUGUAAUCCAAAUCAGGAGAGAGCUGAGAGUGCAGACAGUCGACACUGCCCGCCUACAGCUCCAAGACCCAUCCAUAUUUGGGACAGUGGACAAACAUUUCAAUUGUGUUUAACUGUGCUGUGAGAUAUGAAAUGUUACGCUGCCAAAGGCCUGCGUUUUUUUACUGGACAUGGACAAAAACACUACAGACCCCCAGGAACAGUUUUAAAUAUACGGAGGACUGUAAAGGCUAUGUUGUUGCAUUUGGACAGUCGUUUGCACAAUACUCAUCGCUUUUAUAAACACAGGGUCACUAAGUGGUGACAUGCCAUAAAUGUUGACAUGACAAAUACUGUGGUGGAAAUAUUAUUGUGAUAAUGUAUUUUACUGAGACUCUUGCCCACCCUCCUCCUACAGUGACCAAUAAUACACUAUGUGUAACCCACAAAGGAAAGUGAAGGGAUCAGACUUAGAGAAAUGGGAUGGGUUAUGAUCACUUGUGUCUCUGGUUAAUCUGCAAUGGACAUUGUUCUAAUAACAAACACAUUUUCAUUGGAAAAGCAACUGGACACUUUUUGUUUCUGACUUGAAUAUUUUAUUAAACGAAUGAUGUGAAUCUUAA